CCAUGCCAUCAUGGACCGCGGGACCUGUUGCUCGUUUGCGGUGGCCGCAGACGCGGCCGCCCAGCUAAUCAACGCGGCCCGGACUUCGGACGCGCUGCGUGUGGCACGGCUCGGCGCCAUGCGCGCAGACCCCCUCGCGCGCGACAGCGCAGGAUCGAGUGCUCUUCACCACGCCGCGCUGCACGGGCACGCGGAGGUCCUGGGCCUGCUGCUCGGGCAGAGGGCCGACCUGCACGGCGCGGACGGCCAGGGCUGGACGCCGCUGCACACGGCGGCCGCGCGCGGCCACGAGGCCGCGGUGGCCUUCCUGGUGUCGGCCCGUGCAGACCCCAGCAUGCGGACGCCGCCGCCAGGCCAGCUGAAGGCCCUCCAGCUCUUCUCCCGC
This is a messenger RNA of Prorocentrum cordatum, 385 nucleotides long. NCBI's taxonomy places the organism in Eukaryota, Dinophyceae, Prorocentrales, Prorocentraceae. The record is from the annotation of a GenBank genome assembly.